Paracoccidioides brasiliensis Pb18 is the source of this 822-nucleotide messenger RNA. RefSeq lists its product as uncharacterized. The transcript has 2 exons. The record is from RefSeq and is a predicted model, not a curated record. Gene Ontology annotation, molecular function: acyltransferase activity, transferring groups other than amino-acyl groups. The coding region runs from base 1 to 822 and encodes 273 amino acids.
AUGUCUUUCACCAUCGAGAUCCUCACGUCCCCCUCAGAUGCGCCAGUACUCGGCAAGAUCAAAUCCGACGCUUUCGAAACCAGCACAUUGACCCGCUAUGCAUUAUGCUGGGCAGGCACACCGAGAGAAACAGUCGAGAAAUGGUAUACGGACCGCGAGGAACAAGAUCUUCAGGACCCGCACCAAUACACAAUUAUUUCAGUUCUGGCGGAUCCGGAUACGAAUGGAGUCACUAUUAAUAACUCGAGCUCGGGCUCCGGUACGGUAGCAGGCCAUCAUAAUAAUAAUAACAGAAAUACCAGUAAUACUACGUGUAGAAAUCGAACUGUGGCCUCUUGGGCACGGUUUGGGAUCCCGCAUGCCAAGCCGAAGCAGGGAAAUGGCCAGAUGGAGGAGCCGGAGUAUAAGAAGCUCAAGAAGUAUCUCAUGCAGAACCCACCGUCGGGAUGCCAUCCGGGUAUCUACGCUGCGUUUCGACGGGGGAUACUUGGGGCGCGGGAAAGGUAUUUGGAUGAAGAAAAGGAUUACGUUCUUGAAAUUCUCGCCACGAGCCCCGCGUUUGAGCGGCAGGGUCAUGCUUCUCGGCUACUGAAAUGGGGUAUUGAGAAGGCGGAGGCUGACGGGGCCAGAAUCCUCCUCGAAGCCACACCUGCUGGACUGCCCCUUUAUCAGCGACUGGGUUGGAAUGUGGUGGACGAAAUGCGAAUAAAGCUGGCGGAUCAUGGAGUCGACGCGGAAGGAGAUCAGGAUGGAUGUGCGGUGCUGUAUAUUAUGAUUAGAGAGCCGCAGGGGAAUUCGAAUAGGAGCUGCGGAAUUGAUUAG